AUGAGUGCUCCUGAGUGCUGGCUUCACGGCAUUCACCUGCCUCCCUCGGCCUCGUGGCCGCGAGCGUUUCCAGGGGACUUUAAAGCCUGCUCGCCGGACUUCCUUACAGAAUCUGCAGAGCGAAGGUAUCGUUUGGAGAGGCUGCUCCAGCGUGCCGUCACAGGCCAGACACUUACUUCGAAGUCCAGAAGUAGCAGCCGCUGGUAUGGGAACUUCAGCGGCCUAAAGAAGCCGUCGGGGAAGUCAUCGCUCUGCAUGAAUAAAGAGGGACUCUUAUGGGAGGCCAACAACCACUCGGCCUUGCUGAUCCCAACGUUGCUUGCAGAUGUCAUGUUUGCGCCCGUCGACUCCAAGCUGAGCCCUCCUCUCUUACGAGCACCGGAGGCCACGCACAUCAUUUUGAUUGCUCCCCGUGCUACCGGUGGAGGAAGGCCAGUUGUUUGGCUGCUUUGUACGAUCGCCGACGACUGUUCCCUGGAUCACCUCAUCAUGCGUCUUAGCAUGCGGGGAGCUGUUCGAUGGGACUUUCGACAGUGCCUGCAUCUUGCAGGAGAUAGUUUCGGCCAGGGAUCCCACGGGACGAUUUUUGCAGGCAUGUCGCUGCUCCCUUUGCAUGAAGAGCACCGCAAGCUGAUCCCUGCGAAAGCGGAUGUGCUGAAUAUGAGCAAGGUCCACAACUUCGCACGGGUGGCCGUCAAGAUUUGGGACAAGCUAGACUCGGCGAUGGUUCGUCGGGAGGUGGGCUUCCUGCAACAGUCGGCGGGUCAUCCAAACAUCUCAGCCUUGUUGGGUGUUUACGCAGAGGUGCAGACGAAGUCCAGCGUGACAUGGCUCCUUGCGAUGGAGCACUGCACCGGCAGUGAUCUCUUCAACACCAUUAAGGCCAAGUGUUUGCCUUUGGGCUACAUUCUGGAAAUUCAAGCCGGCUUGUCAUCAGCGUUGGCACACCUGCACUGCUUGAACAUCGUCCACCGAGAUGUUAAAGCCGAGAACGUGGUCAUGCAGAAGGAUCGUGCCGUUCUCAUUGACUUUGGCAUUGCGGCGUACCGCAACGACAAGGAGGCCAUGUGCGCAGCCAUCGGAUCGCCCGGCUACGCGGCGCCGGAGAUCAUCUCUCCAAAAGAGGGCGGCUACGACGAGCUGGUGGACGUCUUCGCCCUAGGAGUUCUGAGCUACUUCAUGAUGUUUCGGGCUUUGCCCUUUUGGGGGAAGACCCAAGAUGAGACGCUGGAGAAGACACGGCUCUGUGAGGCAGAGAUUCCCGAGUUGCCGGGCUCUUGUGAAG
Symbiodinium sp. CCMP2456 is the source of this 1285-nucleotide messenger RNA. The record is from the annotation of a GenBank genome assembly. NCBI's taxonomy places the organism in Eukaryota, Dinophyceae, Suessiales, Symbiodiniaceae.